AUGGCAUUGGAUCCAGAUUAUGCAAUCACUCUCUUCUGGGAUGCGGAAAAUGCCACUGUUGAGCCUGAAAAGAUGGAAAGAUUGUUACCCAACAUUGAAGGCUCCUUUAAAAGGGCGGACCUGAGGUACCAUAUCGCUGACCUGAAGUUUUCAGUCUGUAACAAGGGUCAUGAUUUUAUCAAGAAGAAAGGAGCCUAUCUAAAGGAGAAUCAUUUCAUCAAGAUCGAUGUACCUUACCGCUACAGAAAGUGCCAAUACCCGGGUUGUAAAACAGUACUUCAGUUGCAUGAUGAUAAGAAGCCCUUCCAAAGAGCGUACGACGUGGGUGAUCGUCUUUUAGUGCAGCAAAUUAUGAAGCAGUCUCGGUCAUACUGA
This is a messenger RNA of Thlaspi arvense, 375 nucleotides long. The record is from the annotation of a GenBank genome assembly. Lineage: Eukaryota; Viridiplantae; Streptophyta; Magnoliopsida; Brassicales; Brassicaceae.